AUGUCAAUAAAGAUGUUCAAAUAAAGCAGCGCGACAGUUAUGGCGGCUCCCAUGUCCUGGAGGAGGCUGGUACUCUCCGUCUAUUCUCCGGCUAUGGCCGGAGCUUUUGCCCGCGUGUCCGACCGGCUGUUCCGCGUAAGGGACAGACGAAGAGGGUCUUCAGUGCUGCUCCUGGCUCCUCUGCUCGCCGAGACAGACACGGCUCCACGCCGCGUUUCCAGGCCCUCCGGGUCAGCCGGAGCUCAGGGAACUGACGGCCUCUGCGCUCACUUUGGAUGGAUGGCAGAGCAAGCGCCUGCCUUCCGAGUCCCCGGGACCCACAUCCAGAUUCUGACCUCCCCUGACCAGUUCUACCAGGCCAUGAAGGCACACAUCAAAACGGCGCAGAAGCGAGUGGUUAUGGCAUCGCUGUAUUUAGGAACAGGUCGGAUGGAGCAGGAACUGGUGGACUGCAUAGAAGAAGCUCUGGAGCGCUCAAAGGAAAACGCUCACGCUCCUGGCCUAAAGGUCUCCAUAUUGCUGGACUACACCCGCGGGUCACGAGGUCAGAUCAACUCCAGGACCAUGCUGCUGCCUCUGCUGCAGCGCUUCACGUCGCAGAUGCGGGUGUCUCUGUACCACACCCCCGACCUGAGAGGCCUGCUGAGGCUGCUGGUCCCAGAGCGCUUCAACGAGACCAUCGGAGUCCAGCAUAUCAAAGUUUACCUCUUUGACGACAGCGUUAUCAUUAGUGGGGCCAAUCUGAGCGACUCGUACUUCACCAACAGACAGGAUCGGUACGUCCUGCUGGAGAACUGCAGCGAGGUGGCAGACUUCUUCUCCGAUCUGGUGGAGGCCGUGGGGGACGUCUCCCUGCAGCUUCGGCCUGACGACUCGGUCACCACGCUGGAGGGCUUGGUCCACCCGUACAAAGCAGGCAACCGGCAGGCGUUCUCUGCGGCGGCGAGGAAGCGGAUCAUGGCGGUGGUGAACGCGGCCCGAGUGAGGCAGCAGCUGCUGCAGUCUGAGGACUCUGGGGGUUCAGGGGACGUAAGCGAAGGAGAGGAAGACACCUGGGUGUUCCCGCUGGUGCAGAUGAAACCUCUGGGCAUCCAGCUGGACGAGCAGGUCACGCAGCGGUUACUGAUGAGCGCCUCCUCGGACUCUGCCGUGUUUCUGACGUCGGGCUACUUCAAUCUGACCCGCACGUACAUGCGGUUGGUGCUCGGCGCUGGGGCCAACUACCGCAUCCUCACCGCCUCCCCAGAGGUCAACGGGUUCUUCGGGGCCAAGGGCGUGGCCGGCGCCAUCCCUGCGGCGUACACACACAUCGCCAGGCAGUUUUACCAGCAGGUGUGCCGGCUGGGUCAGCAUGAGAGAGUGCACCUGCACGAGUACCGCAGACCACAGUGGACCUUCCACGCCAAAGGUCUGUGGUAUUACCUCCAGGGGCAACAUCAGCCUUGCCUUACUCUAAUUGGCUCCCCUAAUUUCGGUUACCGCUCAGUUCACCGUGACCUGGAGGCCCAGAUCGCCAUAGUAACAGAGAACGAGGAGCUGCAGAGACGACUGCAGGAGGAGCAGGAGAUGUUGUACCGGCGCUCCACAGAAGUGUCCAGCUCCACGUUUAAGCAGUCGGACCGACACGUCAAGCUGUGGGUCAAACUGGUGACUCCACUCAUCAAGAAUUUCUUUUGAGUCUCGCAGGUGGUUUUUUUCAGCAGCAAAUCUCGCUGCAGGCUGCAAAUGAGAUUCUGCGUCGUUGGAAUAUGGUCAGCAUGCUGCAUCUUCAUCUCUUCAAACGUUCUCAUGAAAUGCCGCAACACGAGCACAAUCACGCACACAGAAGAGCAGGUUUAUGCUGACGUGAGAGGGUUUUUUACUCACAAGUGUCUGUUAUGUACAUUACUAGAUCCCAUUAUUCUAAGGACUUCUGGUCCUAAAGUGGUUCUAGAUCCAGUUGUGUCAAACAUAAGCUACAUUUUUUCCGUUAACAGUCCUGCCCACGUCCGGGGGUUGCAUGAAUUGAACAGAUCCUGGAAUUUGAUGGAGAGACUUGCGGUUUCCCUCAGCAACUCAGUCUCUGCUUCACUCUGCCUACAGAACUGUGUACAGUUGGACUUUAAGUUUGUAAAUUAAAAGAAAAUGUUUAAAAGUAA
Oryzias latipes (Japanese medaka) is the source of this 2138-nucleotide messenger RNA. It is a transcript of the gene pgs1, whose product is annotated as phosphatidylglycerophosphate synthase 1. Lineage: Eukaryota; Metazoa; Chordata; Actinopteri; Beloniformes; Adrianichthyidae. Gene Ontology annotation, molecular function: CDP-diacylglycerol-glycerol-3-phosphate 3-phosphatidyltransferase activity. Gene Ontology annotation, biological process: cardiolipin biosynthetic process. Gene Ontology annotation, cellular component: mitochondrion. The record is from RefSeq and is a predicted model, not a curated record.